AUGGUUUUCCCAUCUGUUCCAGUUUAUUUAGAUCCUCCCAAUUGGCAGGAGAUACAUAUUCGUAUUACUUUGUGCAAUUUUCCUGAAUAUACCAAGUGUUUUCUUUGUUGCGAUUUUCAGCAGCUUAAUCAUCACCAAGUUACUUUCAGUGAAAAUCCUCAGCUUCCACCUCUACCUGCGCCUCCUGAUCAUCGUGUUGGAGCUGGUGGUGCCGGUUCUCAUAGGGCUGGUUCGAUGGCCGAUAGAGCCAGGCUAGCUCAGGCUCCACAACCAGAAGCACCACUGAAAUGUCCACGGUGUGAGUCCACCAACACCAAGUUUUGCUACUUCAAUAACUACAGCCUAACACAGCCACGCCACUUUUGCAAGACGUGUCGGCGGUAUUGGACUAGAGGAGGAGCUCUUAGGAAUGUCCCUGUGGGUGGAGGAUGCCGAAGAAACAAGAAGAAGAAAAGCAGCAGUAGUAAUAGUAGCUCAAAACCCACAGCCUCUGCCGAGAGGCAAAGUGAUCCAAAUUCAACCAAUUCUGUUAUGCCCUCUGAAAUCACUGCUCAUUUUCCGCAUCAAACACCUCAUUUACCUUUUAUGGCUUCUCUGCAAAGCUUUUCUCAGUAUAUUAUAGGAAAUAUUGGCUUAAACUUUGGUGGAAUUCAAGGUCAUAUAGGGCCAACAAGUGACGUUAGUGGGCAAGCUGAUAUGGGGUUUCAUAUAGGAACUAACUCAGACAUGAGCAAUGCUAUUUUAUCAGUAAGAUCAAUGAACCAUCACCAGUUCCCGUUCUUUGAGUCAACUAAUGAUUUAUAUCCAUUACAAAGUGAGUAUAUGGAAUCAUCGUCUUCAAUGGUGGGAGAAAGUCAGAUUCUUCGUUCCACGAAUUCAAACUCUAGGGUUUCUCAGCGAGCUCCAGUGAAAGUGGAAAACAACAACCAAGGGCUAAAUCUAUCAAGGUUAUUGAUGGGUGUUUCUGAUCAGAAUAAUCAGUAUUGGGGAGGAGGAAACAGUUGGACAGAUUUAUCAGGUCUCAAGUAAUCAUCUGUGGUCACUCUUAUAGCUAUAGUUGCAAUCUUUCUUGAUAGAAAACAGCUUAAAGCUGGUCUUUGAAGUUUCAGCUGCUUCAUUCCGUCUUUAAUGACAGAUGAUAGUUGACAUAAAGUAGUAUUGUUCCUUUAUCACACUAGUCUUGCACAAGCUCCAAGUCCUCAACCUCAAAAGCUAAAUAAUGGAUGGUAAAAUUGCAUGGUUUCGUUGUGGAACUUCUCUCUCAUCAUCUUCCUCUCUAAGGAGCAAAUGCUGUU
Hibiscus syriacus is the source of this 1295-nucleotide messenger RNA. Its product is annotated as dof zinc finger protein DOF3.6-like. Gene Ontology annotation, molecular function: DNA-binding transcription factor activity; DNA binding. The record is from RefSeq and is a predicted model, not a curated record. The coding region runs from base 1 to 1029 and encodes 342 amino acids. The transcript is spliced from 2 exons. Gene Ontology annotation, biological process: regulation of DNA-templated transcription. Lineage: Eukaryota; Viridiplantae; Streptophyta; Magnoliopsida; Malvales; Malvaceae.